AGGCUGAGCCAGCCAUGCUCGGCAGAAAGGCAGCAGCAGCAGCAGCAGGAGGAGGAAGAGGUCUCUCUGCUUCUGUGGGUGGCAGCAGGCGACCCUUCUCUUCUCCGCUGUCUCCCCUUAACUUCCCUCCCUUUCCCUUCUGCCGUGAUUCAGGUACUUGGAGGAGGAGGAGGGGAAUAGAGAGGGGGAUCCCUGGCUUGCCCACUCCUGAAUGCCUCCCUAACGGAAAGUUAUAAUUAAAAAGGGUCUUGACCAAAACUUGCUGAAUUUUUGAAUAUGGAGCAAAACCCACUUGUAAAGCGACUGUAUGUUGGAGGACUUGGCCAUACAGUUUCAGAAGCUGAGCUGCAAGAAAGAUUUGGCAAGUUUGGAAAUGUUACAGAAACAGAAAUUGUGACCCGGAAAGAUGAAGAAGGAAAACCUACAAAAACAUUUGCAUAUAUCAACAUCACAAUUUCUGAAAAAGAACUUAAAAAAUGUAUAUCUGUUCUAAAUAAGACAAAGUGGAAGGGAGGAACUCUGCAAAUAGAAUUAGCCAAAGAGAGCUUUUUGCACAGACUAGCACAGGAGCGUCAAGAAGCAAAUAAAAAGAAAGAAAAGCCAGCUGAUAAUGCUAUGAUAAAUGUCCUAGAAUCCUGGAAAAAAUCUGGAGUUGUCGAUUUCCAUGUGAAAGCAGUUCCAGGAACAGAAGUACCAAAUCAUAAGGACUGGGUUGUUAGCAAAUUUGGCAGAGUCUUACCCAUCCUCAACCUGAAAGAUCAACACAAAAACAAAAUAAUCAAAUAUGACCCCUCAAAAUAUUGCCACAAUCUUAAAAAACUGGAUCAAGACCACACUGAAACUGUUCCUGUUGCCCAGCUCACUUGGCAUUUGGAGGAAGGUGAUGAAACCAUAAGUAAAAAACGGCAAGGACAGUUUCCUGUAACUAAGAAACCACCUAAAAAGAAAAUGAGAGUUCAGGAUAUUGACAGUUUAAACAGGAAUGAAUUGAAUUCAUCUCAUCAGUUUUCAUCACAUGCAACAAAUGCGGUUCAAACAAAGCUGGUUCAAAACUACAUGUCAGUUACCAAAAAGCAAUGCAAAGAACACAGUGGGAAUCAAAAGCCUAUAACUGGUUUAACGUCUUGCAGAAAUUCAAAUAGAUUAUCUGAAAGUGAUAAGGAUUCAGAAGAUGAAAUCAGAACCAUUAUAGCAAGAGAGAGCGUACACAAUGCUGACACUAAUGAUGAAUCCGAAGAUAAUGUGGAAAUUGUCGGAGAUAACUUUGAGUUGAAAUAUAGCACCCAUUGGUCUUUACAGAGAGCACAUAAUUCCAAGAAAGUACACAAAACAUGCAACAAAGCACUGAGGACUAGUGAAAAGGAAUCUGAUUAUGAUUCAGCUGACACAGAUGAAAUUAUAGCAGUGACUAAAACACCAAAUAAAAAGGAGAAGAGUGAAACUUUGAAUGGAUCUAAGGCAGUAAAACAGGGAAAGGAUAGAGGGCCUAAGGGUGGUAUAUUGAUACAUGCUAUGACUUCUGAAUCUUCAGAUUCAAAGGCAUUAAUAUUGAAUAUGCCUAAAACAAGGGAAAGAGCUAUGCCUAAAAAAAUACCAGACAAAAAGGCUGAUCUUGAAAAGAACAGCAUCACUAGUAGAUGUAAAUCAGAGUGUGAUGAAAGUUCUUCAUGUCUUGACACAAGCGGGUCUGAAGGGGAUGAAGAUUAUAAAAGUAUGGUGCAGAACUCUUACCGAUUAGAUCUUACAUUAGAAGAAUUAGGAAGAUUAGCUGGUGAACAUAGGGCGAGUACAGAGGAAGAAACUGAAAGUAACCAAAGUGACACUCAGUCUAAAACCAGAGUUUUUCCAGAUAAUACCACUAGCAGUAUUCCAAAGACAUCUAUAGUUACCCCUUCAAUAAAAAACUGUAUUUGUCCUGAAGACAUUCUUUCUGCCAUAUUAGAAGGAGAGAGUUCUGAUGAAGAUAAUCAAAAAAGGAAAAAGGGAAAUAUAAAUGUUCGGCCUUUUAGAGGAAUAGGGUCGCUGAUGAAGGGCGGGUUAGAUAUACAUGGAAGUGAAGGCAACAGGGCUUCUUCAGGUUCCCUUGAUGUGAAAACUCUCAAUUGUGAUUCAAAACCAUCACAUUCUGUAAACGAUUCUGACUCUCACCAGAUAAACCAUAAAGUAAAUUCUGUGGACAAUUCUGAGAGCAGCACAUCCAGUGCAGAAGACAGUGAAACAGAAAGUGGUGAGACUACCAUAUCUGAAAGUGAGCAUUUAGAAAGUCUAACAUCUGUUUCAGAGAAAAGAAAGAAAGAUGCUAGCAUUACAGGUUCCAGUCUGACACGGGAUAAGAACUUAAAUAGUCCUUUCAGAAGUGAAGAGGCAUUUCUGGCUUCCAUCAAAGGUAGAAGCAAGGUGGAUGAAAAGGAGAAACGGCUGCAGGAUAAUGCAAAAAGAUUGACAGCGCUGCAGGAGAGGCAAAAAGAACGAGAACAGCAGAAAAAAAUGAUUCAAGGAGCUCUAACCAAUCUGGAAUUUCAGUCAACAAAUAAACCAAAACAUAUAGUAUUUGAUUCAGAUAAUGAAAAUGAAGCUGAAGUACAAGAGGUCAUUAAAGAAGGAUCUUCAGGAAAUUUGGGAAAAGAAUUCACCACUAAGACCUCUGGAAAAUUGUUUGAAAGCAGUGAAGAUGAAUCAGAUACAUCAGAUGAAGAAGAGGGCAGGUUCAAAAUCAAACCUCAGUUUGAGGGUAAAGCUGGUGAGAAGCUUAUGCAUUUACAGUCACGGUUUGGUACAGAUGAGAGAUUUCGUAUGGAUGCUCGCUUCCUUGAAAGUGAUAGUGAGCAAGAAGAUGAAUCCAAGAAUUUGAAAGUAGAUGAAGAAGAGCUAGCAUUAGAAAAAAAGAAGAAUCUUGACAUCUUAAAAAAUCUUCUGCAUAUUGAUGUAGAGCCUUGCAAACUGACUUCAAAUGCCAAGAAAUUCAAAGAUAUGAAUACUCUGCGCUACGACCCUACAAGGCAAGAUCAUGCAGUAUUUGAGAAAAAAACUGAAAACACUGAAAAAGAGAGUAAAGCAAAGAAAAAGAAGAAGAGAGAAGAAGCUCAGAAGCUGCCUGAUGUCUCUAAAGAAAUAUUCUAUGAAGUUGCUGCUGAUUUGAAAGAAGUCUUUGGAUCUACAAAACAUGAUGAGAAGACAGAAAUAAUAUCAUGGGACAAGCGUGAUGAUGUGGAACAGACAACCCUGGCUGAUACAGAGACACCCAGUUUGACUGCUGGAAACAACACACCUGAGGGAAAUAGUGGCUUCACAUUUUCCUUUUUUGGUGGUGAAGACAACAGGUCUCCUAUGAAAGAAGAGUCUUAUGCGAUUGAAACAAUAAAACGUUCAAAGGUUGCGUGGCAAGAAGAUCCACGAUUUCAGGACAGUACUUCAGAAGAUGAUGAGCCAGAAGGAUUUCAAAGUGAAGCUGUUAAAGAAGAUGUUAAAGAAAUGUCAGCUGUUCAACUGCAUUCAAAUGUCAGAUUUUUCUUCUUCUCCCAAGAUGAUGAUAGAUUAAAAGAAGGCCCAAAGCUCUUUUGUAAAGCCUCAGACCUUGAUGAAGACAGAGAUAACUGGGAAAGCAGGCGGCAGAUGUUACUUGAGGAUUGUCGAAAGAAACAUAAAGAUGCAAGAAGGAAAGUUAAAGCAAAACAAUUACAGUGGUGAUUCAGAACAAUGGACCUGUUUUCGUUUUGUGCCAGAAUAAUAAGUUCUUUCUCAUUAUUUCGGCAGCUGAUUUUGAUGCUGAACAUACCCAACUCUGUGAAAUAAGGAUAGGUUUGUAAUAGAAAACAUUUAAUGCUUCUGUGUGCAUUGCAUAUUAUGGA
Sceloporus undulatus (fence lizard) is the source of this 3848-nucleotide messenger RNA. It is a transcript of the gene NOL8, whose product is annotated as nucleolar protein 8. Gene Ontology annotation, molecular function: RNA binding. The transcript is spliced from 17 exons. Bases 277 to 3687 code for a protein of 1136 amino acids. NCBI's taxonomy places the organism in Eukaryota, Metazoa, Chordata, Lepidosauria, Squamata, Phrynosomatidae. The record is from RefSeq and is a predicted model, not a curated record.